AUGCUCAUUAUAGAUCUUUUGUUUGUAGAAUCCCCUCCUAAGGGGCCUCUUAGUUUGGUCCCGCCGUCUUCUGAGGCUUUAGUUGAAAAAGCAUCUGAUGUAGCGGGUGCAUCAACAGAUACCAUUCCUGAACUAACCUUGGUUGUUCAGGAAGCAGGGCUACCAUCCUUGGGUGAACCAAGUCAUGCUGAAGGCUCUUCCGUCAAACUUGUCACUCCUCGCUCCGCCAAUCCGAUACCCGCUCUCUUAAAGGCCUCGCCGUCUUCUUCAUCCUCGUCAUUAUGCCCCUCGACGAGCAAUAAUGAGUGGCCAUGUGGCGGGUCCAAUUCGGCGCUCGUAGGAUGUCGACGGCGACGAGGUGCGUUUCUCCUCCCGAGAUUCGGCGGGCCCGAGGCUCUCGAGCUCAAACCCUCGGUCGCCUUGCCCGAUCUCAAGCCCAGAGAGGUCCUCGUCAGAGCCCGCGCUGUCUCCAUCAAUCCCUUGGAUCUUAGGAUGCGAUCUGGUUAUGGCCGGUCCAUAUUUGAACCACUUUUGCCACUGAUUUUGGGCCGCGAUAUUAGCGGUGAAGUUGCAGCUGUUGGAGCAUCAGUUUCGUCACUAACCAUUGGACAAGAAGUAUUUGGUGCACUGCAUCCAACUGCCGUGAGAGGAACUUAUGCUGAUUAUGCAAUUCUAUCAGAAAAUGAGCUAACGCUUAAACCGCUUUCAGUAUCACAUGUGGAGGCAAGUGCCAUUCCUUUUGCUGCUUUGACUGCAUGGCGUGCUUUGAAGAGUACUGCUAGAAUUGCUAAAGG
Molecule: messenger RNA, 794 nt
Organism: Asparagus officinalis (garden asparagus)
Lineage: Eukaryota; Viridiplantae; Streptophyta; Magnoliopsida; Asparagales; Asparagaceae
Product: reticulon-4-interacting protein 1 homolog, mitochondrial-like
Exons: 4
Source: RefSeq, a predicted model, not a curated record